AUAUGUAUAGUUAUCCCACAAAUUUGCUAUAUUAUAUAAGCCACCUGGCUAGAAGUGGAUAUACCUCUUAAUGAACUGAACUAGUCAGUACUAUAGAAAUGCUUUUUACGUACCGAUUUAGCGUGUUCGGAAAGUUGUCUGUUGUCUUCUUCAUCCUUUCAGAAUCCAGGUGUACGGGAGCUGACUGGUAUACAGAGAUAUGUAAUGCUGGGAUGUGUUUUAAUGGUGAGGCGGAUUGUCUCCGUUCCUGUAAUCAGAUUUGUGGAGAAGAAAGGGGGCAGGGCGUCUGUACCUUUGACCCCUUUAUUCGUGUUCACAUUUGCUGGUGUGGUUACGACCAAUCAGAAACAACAGCAACAACAAGUUCCACACCUUUACCUGCCCCUACACUGGCCACUCACAGUGCUACUCUCACGGAAUCAGAGGAUUGUGGGAGCUUACAAUGUUUUGGUGACAGAGAUACUUGUGACAGCUAUUGUCUCAUCCGGUGUCAUCCCCAACUCUACUCGUGUGAUUUGAGAUGGCAUGGUCGUUAUAAAUGCCUGUGUAUUCAGGAGGUUGUUGUGCAAAGUUUACCUUGAAGUCAUAUAAAACCAGUAUAUACAUAAACUUGUAAUGAUACAUAAUGUCUGUUUACCAUUUGUUGAGUAUAGUAUCAAACCACGUUUCACUAAAAUAUAAUUCAUUUUAGAUUUUGUGCACAUGUUGAAUAAAGAUUGAAAAUAAAGUCCUUGGGCUUUUAAGUAUAAAA
Molecule: messenger RNA, 751 nt
Organism: Saccostrea echinata
Lineage: Eukaryota; Metazoa; Mollusca; Bivalvia; Ostreida; Ostreidae
Exons: 4
Coding region: 99-581 (160 amino acids)
Source: RefSeq, a predicted model, not a curated record